This is a messenger RNA of Gracilinanus agilis (Agile Gracile Mouse Opossum), 1757 nucleotides long. RefSeq names its product GDH/6PGL endoplasmic bifunctional protein-like. The transcript has 2 exons. Lineage: Eukaryota; Metazoa; Chordata; Mammalia; Didelphimorphia; Didelphidae. The coding region runs from base 339 to 1757 and encodes 472 amino acids. Gene Ontology annotation, molecular function: 6-phosphogluconolactonase activity; glucose-6-phosphate dehydrogenase activity; NADP binding. The record is from RefSeq and is a predicted model, not a curated record. Gene Ontology annotation, biological process: glucose metabolic process; pentose-phosphate shunt.
GCUACCAUUUAUAUCGCACUUACUAUAUACCAGGCUAAGCACUUUACAGUUAUUCUCUCAUUUCAUCCUCUCUAUAAGUCUCACCCUGAGAGGAAGAACAUCCAUCCAUACUCCUCCUCACAACACUGCAGAGGUUGGGGGUCUACAUGUGUGGAACAUCACAUAUCCUGUCAGAAUCAGUUUAUGUGUUGGCUGGUUUUGUCAAACUGUUCUCUCUCCUCCUUCUUUUUCACAAGGGAGGCUUGGAUAAGGAAGAAGGGAGGGAUACAUUUGAAAAUGAUGGUGAUAUCAAUCCAGAAGAUAAGAAUAAAACAUUUUAAGUUAUUUACAGAGGAAGCAUGGAGAGAGGAAAGGAGCUAGCUCGCAGGAAGGCGGGGAAAGGGAAAGUUAGGUGUGUCCUCCUUCAGAUCGACAACCUGCGCUGGGAGGGCGUCCCCUUCAUCCUGAUGUCUGGUAAAGCCCUGGAUGAAAGGGUGGGCUACGUCCGGAUCAUAUUCAAAAACCGGGCAUACUGUGCCCAGAGCGAGAGCCAUCGGGACUCGGGGAAGAGCCAGUGCCAGCCGAGACAGAUCAUCUUCUAUAUUGGGCACGGAACUCUGGGCAGCCCUGCAGUGCUGGUCAGUAGGAACCUGUUUAAGCCCUCGCUGCCCCUUGGGAGCUGGCAGGAGAUCCAGGAAAUGCCCGAGCUCCACCUCUUCGGUCAGCGGCUGGCCGAUUAUUAUGCCUACCGCCCCAGCCUGGAGAGGGAUGCCUACUCUGUUCUGAUCUCCCACAUCUUCCACCAAAAGAAGAAUUCUUUCAUCACAACCGAGAACCUGCUGGCCUCCUGGGACGUGUGGACCCCACUGCUGGACAGCAUCGCCCAGGAGGUGCCCCGGCUGUACCCCGGGGGGACUGGCAAUGAGCACCUGCUGGAUUUUGAGCAGGAGGGCAACCAGGUGGUCUUUGUGCAGCGGGAGGUGGAAGAGCUGGUGUCCAACCCCAGCUCUGCGCCGUUGCCUAGCGACUUCCGCGUCCUCAAGGCCAAGUUCCGACAGAGCCCGCUGGUCUCAGCUUGGCCCGAGGAGCUGAUCGCCCGGCUGGCGUCUGACAUCGAAGUGGCGGCCGAGCGGGCCGUGAGACGCUCUGGGGAAUUCCACCUGGCCCUUUCAGGGGGUGCCAGCCCCGUGGCCCUCUUUCAGAGGCUGGCCACGUGGCACUACAACUUCCCUUGGGACCACACUCACCUGUGGCUGGUGGAUGAGCGAUGUGUCCCGCUGACCGACCCCGAGUCCAACUUCCAGGGCCUGCACGUCCACCUUCUCCAGCACAUCCGAGUGCCUUAUUGCAACAUCCACCCCAUGCCUGUCCACUUGCACCGGAGGCUGUGCGUGGAAGAGGACCAAGGAGCCGAGCUCUAUGCCAAGGAGAUCUCGGCCCUUGUGACCAACAGCAGCUUUGACCUGGUGCUCCUGGGCCUUGGAACCGAUGGGCACACAGCCUCCCUCUUUCCUCACUCACCCAGUGGCCUGGAAGGAGAGAAGCUGGUGGUCCUCACCGAGAGCCCGGCCAAGCCUCACCAGCGCAUGAGCCUCAGCCUCUCCCUCAUCAACCGGGCCAAGAAGGUAGCCGUCCUGGUGAUGGGCAAAAGGAAGAAGGACAUUGCCCUCCAGGUGAGCCGGGUAGGCCACGAGCCCAAGAAGUGGCCCAUUUCUGGGGUCCUCCCUACUUCUGGCCAGCUCGUCUGGUACAUGGACUAUGAUGCUUUUUUGGGCUGA